AUGGCAAGGAAAAAAUGGAAGGUUAUCGCUCUAUCAUGUCGUAAAGGCUAUCAUACACAAGCUUUCCAGAAAGAGCUGGAGAUACGCCAAUCAAAAGGCUUGAUCGAUCCCAAUGUCUUGUUACUGACAGUCGAAGAUCCAGACACUCGAAUUGGAAGUGGUGGUGCAACAAUUAAUACUAUCUUGGUUGUAGCUGAACAUUUGAGUUCAUUAGCUGGCCAUACGGUCGUUAACCCCGAUGUACUGGCUAAUGCUGAUAUUCUAAUCCUCCUAAUGGGUAGAAAUUAUUUAUUUGAUCCUUGCGGACGUGCAUUUACUACUAUGCCGGCUAUGUACAGUGGAGCUCAUCAUAUUACUGGAUCCGAUACAGAAAAUAUAGCGUGCAAUAUUGACUUUAUUAUCUAUACUCUUACCAACGUAAUUUGCCCUAAUUCACCUCCUGGCGUUUGGGUGUGCAGUACAGACAUGCUAUUAAGUAUUCCAUCAGAAAAAGCCAUUGACAUCACUUUUCCAAAACACUGGAAGGGAGUUAGUUUGAUAACUGUUCCAGCUUCUGUUGAUUAUGCAACAUUGCAUGGAGCCUGUAAAGUAAAUCAUGAUGAUACUGUUGACGAUAUCUUUUACCAAAGUUCACCAGAUAAUCUGGAAUCUUGCCUUUUGAAUAACGGUCAUCAAGUACCAUUGGUUUCUGGUUUAUUGUUUAUGUGUCCAAAUACCGCUACUAAACUUUUGCAAUUUCAUGUGAAACCCCCUAUUGAUGCUUGCACUUAUAUGGGUAUUGAUAGCGGAUCACUACCAAUUAAACUUUCCUUAUUCUUCGAUAUUUUAUUGCCUAUGGCCAAUAACGUCUCUCGUGAAAAUUUUGUAACUGGAAAUCGUAGCGGCUCAUAUGGCAACAAAGACGAUAGCCUGUUGCUGCCUGAAGAUAAAGCGUUAAUGGAACAUGCUCGCUCUGUUUUAUACGAUGAAUUGCAUCAAAUUCGAAUUAGAUCAAUACUCAUCACGGAAGGGAUCCAUAAUUACAUGUCUACGAGUGUUGCGUCCGAUUUUCAAAAUCAAAUAUUAAAUUGCCCUCUCAGGCUUGGUACAAACGGUGUUAAAAAUUUUCAAUGGCAGAACAGAACUCAUUGCUACACCGAAUCUGGAUGUGAAGUUCCUAUAUCUACAAUCAUUAUCAAUAGCAGUAUUGAUAGCGAAAUUGAUAUUGGAAAAAAUUGUGUUGUUGCUCAUUGUAUCCUUAAAAACAGCCUAAAAAUUGGUAAUAGAUGCAUUUUAUCGGGGUUGUUACCCAUAGAAUUUGAACUCGAUAAAGUUAUAACAGAGCCCGUUGUUAUACCGGAUAAAAGUGUCAUGUUAAAUUUUAUAAUUUCUAUCGGCGAUAAUGUAUCUCGUCGAAUCACUACCGUUUUUGGCUUGGAUGAUAAUCUUAUGUUAUCGGUCGAUAAUCAAAAAAGCAGCUUUUGUAAUAAGCCGUGGUCUGCAUUCUUUGAAAGGACAGGCAUUGAUAGUUCAGAUUUAUGGCAACAGCAUUUGCCAUCGUCUAAGCGUAGUCUCUUCAACGCAAAGCUAUAUCCAGUCUUUAACCAUAUCCAAAAGAUUGAAACUGAGGAUAUUUUAUGGCUGUUAGGAACUCACAAUUCUGCUGAGGCUUUAGAAAAGUAA
Messenger RNA from Trichoplax adhaerens, 1662 nucleotides. RefSeq lists its product as uncharacterized. Gene Ontology annotation, molecular function: fucokinase activity. Gene Ontology annotation, biological process: GDP-L-fucose salvage. NCBI's taxonomy places the organism in Eukaryota, Metazoa, Placozoa, Uniplacotomia, Trichoplacea, Trichoplacidae. The record is from RefSeq and is a predicted model, not a curated record. The coding region runs from base 1 to 1662 and encodes 553 amino acids. The transcript has 15 exons.